Molecule: messenger RNA, 3172 nt
Organism: Pantherophis guttatus
Lineage: Eukaryota; Metazoa; Chordata; Lepidosauria; Squamata; Colubridae
Gene: CD276
Product: CD276 molecule
Biological process (GO): regulation of cytokine production; T cell receptor signaling pathway
Cellular component (GO): external side of plasma membrane
Molecular function (GO): signaling receptor binding
Source: RefSeq, a predicted model, not a curated record
GGGCUGGGAUUGCUUUCCUUUUUCCAACUGGGGCUCAGCUCCCUCCGGCUCUCGCCCUCGAGGGCGCAGGGAGGUGCCCGGCGGGGCUGUCGGACGAGCUGGGACCCGCGCGCCCGGAGGGUACGCAGAAAGCGGUGGAGGAGACCCGCCCUUGUCUGCCGGUCCUGGAAAGGAAGGGCGGCGGGAGGAGGAGGAGGAGGAGGAGGAGGAAGAAGGGAGGAGGACAAUCGGGUAAAGCGAACCGGACUCCGGCCAGGCUGCAGCAACUUGGACGGACUUGGAUUGCGGGGCAGGGAAGAGGAUCGCCGCUUUCUCAUGACCAUGUUCCCCAACGCUUGCGGGCCUCCUGGCUCCCAGGACUCUUCCUUUGCAUGGAAGCUGUGUGUCCAGUUGCUGCUUCUGGGUUUUCUCCUGCCCACCUGGCUAGGAGCCAUGGAGAUCAAGGUCUCUGAAGACCCCGUGGUGGCCUUGGUUGGCCAAGAUGCCGUUCUCCACUGUUCCUUCUCACCGGAGUCCAACUUCACUCUGAACGAGCUCAGCCUCUUCUGGCAGGUGACCGACACCAACCAGCUGGUGCACAGCUUCACGGAAGGCCAGGACCAGCCGGCCUACCAGGGCAGCACUUACGCCAACCGCACCGCCCUCUUCUAUGACCAGCUGGCCCACGGCAACAUGUCCCUGCUCCUACGCCGGGUGCAGAUUUCCGACGAAGGGAGCUUCACCUGCUUCGUCAAAGUGCGGGACUUCAGCAGGGCGGCUGUGAGUCUGCAAAUGGCAGCUACCUACUCCAAGCCGAACGUCAAUUUGGAACCCAGCAAGAACCUGAAGCCCGGUGACCUGGUCAAAGUGAGAUGCCACAGCUUUUCGGGGUACCCUGAAGCUGUUGUGCUCUGGCAAGAUGGCCACGGCAACAACAUCACCGACAACAUCACCACCUCCCAGGUGGCCAAUGAGCAGGGCCUCUUCGACGUCCAGAGUGUCCUGCAGGUGGUGCUUGAACCCAACAGCACUUACAGUUGCCUGAUCAAGAAUCCUUUGCUUCAAGAGGUGACUCAUGCUUCCGUCACUAUCACAGGACAACACCUUCUGUUCCCGGCAGUAGCUCUGUGGGUCACGGUGGGGCUGUCGAUUUGCCUUGUCCUCCUUCUGAUCGUCCUGGCAUACGUCUGCCAGAAGAAAAUCCGGCAAAGUUGCAAAGAGGAGAAAGCGAAAGCCGGACUAGAGGAGUUAAAUGACGGAGAAGGUUCCAAAACAGCCUUGCAACCUCUGAAAAACACGGAUGUCAAAGAAGAUAUAGCCGAAGAAAUUGAUUGACGAUAAUGGAGGUCAAAACAAUAGCCACCUCUCAAGGCUGAAGUUAUCAAGCCAACCCCUUGAGAUCUUCCUCCAGCAUAGACAAUAGAAGAGGCAAGAGGGAAUUGCCUUGAAGCCUACUACUCAAAGCUCUAGAUGCCUUCUUACAGAUUUUUGCCUUCUCUACAGACCUGGCCCUCCUACCCUGGAUUGAGAAAGAGGCUGGAACUCAAUUUACUCCUUGCCCCAAGCUUGGGAUAGCCAAGGUCCUUCUUCAUCCAACGUAUCCAAGACUACUUAUUCUUCCCCCUGUUGACCUUACACGGCAAAACCUGAUCUCUGUCCGCCCAGGGAUCACAAUUUGGAUCCACACGAAAAUCCCACAAUCAGGGCAGAGAACAUAAUCCAUCUCAGCAUUUCUAUUUUGAUUCUUGUUGUUGCCUUCUUCUGCCUCCAAUUUUUUUCCCCCUGAGGGGAUUAGCCCACUGGAUUUUAAGCCACUGCCUCUGGGAACAGUUUUCCUUUCUCGCUGCAUGGAUCUUUGCCUUCUCUUAUCAUUCAUCCAAGAAGCAAAAUUAGUCAGUUUCAUCAUUGACCAAUCCGGCAUUGCCGUAAUGUUUUGAGAAACGCUGGGAUGUUUGAGAUGCUGGAAUUUCACACCCAGGACAAACGGCCUUGAAGAUGCAGGCAUAAAUGGCCUGAACCGCUCUGCUCUCCUUCACCUGUCAUUCCCCUCUCCCCAAUUCCCACCAUUGUUGUGUACAAGUGUAUAUUACCCAAUUGCUUCCUUCUUCCUUUCCGCUCCCUUCCCUCUUUAUGGCAGGACGCCAGUGAGGCGCCAAACCGAAGAUGGAGGAGGAUCUGACUUUGUGCCUAAACACUUUUUCUGCUGGAAACUUCCAAAAACUGGCCAUCAGAGAUGGCAUAAGGGAAACGGAUGCAUGACCCGAGGGCGUACAUCUUCUUUUAUAGUCAUCAGUAAACACCGUUACAGUCAACAUUAGAAAUAGGGUUCUUUUUAAAAAAAACCAAUCUUAGAAAAAAAAAUAACAAAAGUGUUCUGAAGUAGGCAUUCCCAAACCACGAUGCAAACCCCUUGUGCCGACAACCCUUUUUAUUAAGUUACUGUGAAUUUCUCACAUUCACAUCCAACAAAGUCUUUCAAGAGAGCAUUUACAGUCACAGACCUUAUCUGGCUUGGCAAGCUGCCAGGCUGAUAUCUUCAAAACUUGGCAAGGAUUCUCUGAGAGUCACUAAUUUAUCUCCUGCAAACUCCCCUCCCCGUUCGCUCCUCUUUUAUUCCCUCUGGGAGGGGCCAUUCAUCGUCCACCUGUGGCCUUACUCCCAAGUCGACCCUUGUUCUUUAGCUGUUCCCUUCGUCUGGUAACUCUGCUCAUGCGCACACUGGGAACAGGAUCCAGCUAUUCAUCUGCCUCACUGAUGUCUGACUCCAAAGGCAGCUGAUAACUGUCAGACUGCCCUGACCCCCUCUCUGCCUCCGAUGCAGAGCCCUCCCCAGACUCCAGGGCUGGCCCAUGUUCCUCCCCAACCUCCUUACUGUCCGAAUCUGCUGCCAGCUCUGCUGACCACUGGCGGGUCACAACGAAAAGUGCCUUUGAGCAGUGCUGGAUAUCGCCUUUCAGCAAGAGACACUUGUGAUGCACAAAGAAACCUCACAGGGAACGGACUGUAUUCUUUCUGCAAGCUUUCUUUUAAAAAAAUAAAUAAAUAAAUCAACAACAACCAACCGAGAUGGAAAAAAAAAUCAGACUUCGGUAAACUUUGCAGAUAUGUUCAGGUUUGCCUUGAAACCAAUCACAUUCAUGGGGUGGGGCUUACUUUUAAGCGUGCCUGAGAUUAAAGCCGAAAUACAUGGUCA